AUAUUUAUUAUCAUUUAACUGAAUACCAGCUUGUGCAUAUGGUAUCCAGAUUACACAGAUAUCCCAAAAUGCCAGUCUUGUUUUAUAUACUAUUACUUAGCCAUUUUCCUAUAAUUGGCUAUUUAGGCUAGUUGUGGUUUUUGUUACUGCAAAUUACACAGUAACAAAGAAGUAUUCUUGGCAUCAAGUUCCACCUCUGUCACAUAUUAGAUAUGAGACCUUGAGCAAAUUGCUCUUCUUUUUUAAGGUCCAGUUUUCUCAUCUGUAAGAGAGACAAUAGUGUUGUUUUAAGGAUUAUUAAAUGAGAUAUGGCAUGCAAAGUCUUUAAAUAGUUUUAGGAACAUAGAAAGUGCUCAAUAAAUAUUAGCUGUUAUGAUUAUUACAGUACUAAGUGAACAUUUUGAAACAUAUGCUUUUUCUUUGAUACAAUUAGGUCCUUUCUGAGAUGGUAUCUGUGAUUCAGAUAUCUGGAACUUAAUGAAGCUGGUGACUCUGUGGCAAUGUGGAGAAAUCAUGACAGAAAAUGUGGUUUGUACCGGGGCUGUCAACUCCAUAAAGGAAAUUUGGGAAAAAAGAAUAAAGAAACAAAAUGAAGAUCUGAAGCGAGAGAAAGAAUUUCAACAGAAGCUAGUGCGGGUCUGGGAAGAGAGAGUUAGCUUAACUAAGCUAAGAGAAAAGGUCACCAUGGAAGAUGGAAGAGCUGUUUUGAAGAUAGAAAACGAAGAAUGGAAGACCCUCCCUUCGUCUCUACUGAAACUGAAUCAGCUACAGGAAUGGCAACUUCAUAGAACUGGUUUGUUGAAAAUUCCUGAAUUCAUUGGAAGAUUCCAGAACCUUAUCGUGUUAGAUUUAUCUCGAAAUACAAUUUCAGAGAUACCUCGAGGAAUUGGAUUGCUCACUAAACUUCAGGAAUUGAUUCUUAGCUACAACAAAAUCAAGACUGUUCCCAAGGAACUAAGUAACUGUGCCAGCUUGGAGAAACUAGAACUUGCUGUUAACAGAGAUAUCUGUGAUCUUCCACAAGAGCUCAGCAAGCUGUUAAACCUUACUCACCUUGAUUUGAGUAUGAACCAUUUCUCUACGAUCCCUCCUGCUGUGCUGGACAUGCCUGCCCUUGAGUGGCUCGACAUGGGAAGCAACAGGCUUAGACAACUUCCUGAUACUAUAGUAAGAAUGCAAAGUCUACAUACUUUAUGGCUGCAAAGGAAUGAAAUAACAUGCUUGCCAGAAACAAUCAGCACUAUGAAGAAUCUGGGUACGUUUGUUCUCAGCAACAAUAAACUGCAAGAUAUUCCAGUGUGCAUGGAGGAAAUGACAAAUCUGAGGUUUGUCAACUUCAGAGACAAUCCACUGAAAUUGCAAGUAACACUUCCUCCCAGUGAAGGCAUAGGUGAAGAAGAACGGGAACUAUUUGGUGUUCAGUUUAUGCAUGCAUACAUACAGGAGUCACGGAGAAGAGAAGGUAUGAGAUUUGUAGAUAACACAUAACACAAAUUAAAUAUUCUUUUUGGUGGAGGAGUAUGUGUACAAUUAACGUCUUUCUAUUAAUUCCUUCACAGAUCUCUCAUUCCAUCUUGCCAAAUUCUAGCCUCUUGAUCAAUGUAGGAGGGAAAAAGUAAAAUUCAAAUCAGUUCAUAGUUCUGAUAAGAGGUUGGACACAGAGGUGGUAAAGAUAUUCAAAGUCUUUCUAGUGGAGUCAGGAAACAAAUUCUUUGGCCAAGCCCUUGUGGAACAACCAAAAAGUGAAUAAAGAUGUGAUUCUUAAAGCUUCACUACCUCACUCUAUCAGUUUGUCACAUGUCAGUUUACUCUAAGAAACACUAUUUCCCAGCCCUUUUGUCUUUUUCUACAAUCCACAAACAGGAAAAACAUUUUGUCUAACCAGCAGCUAAAACGUGAGAUUUUGAUAUACAGAUUUCAACCAUAUAACCUCUGAUAAUUUAGAAUUAAAAAACUUUUUUUUUUUUUUAAACUAACGAAGGAAAGCAUUUAAAUUAAGUAAAGAUUAGGAGACAAGGACAAAGAGCAUAAUUCUGUGUUAAUAAAAAUGAAACAAUGUUGUUGUUAGGUGCCG
Messenger RNA from Trichechus manatus latirostris (Florida manatee), 2074 nucleotides. It is a transcript of the gene LRRC39, whose product is annotated as leucine rich repeat containing 39. Lineage: Eukaryota; Metazoa; Chordata; Mammalia; Sirenia; Trichechidae. The transcript is spliced from 7 exons. Gene Ontology annotation, molecular function: protein binding. Bases 478 to 1488 code for a protein of 336 amino acids. The record is from RefSeq and is a predicted model, not a curated record.